Messenger RNA from Exophiala spinifera, 1419 nucleotides. RefSeq lists its product as uncharacterized. NCBI's taxonomy places the organism in Eukaryota, Fungi, Ascomycota, Eurotiomycetes, Chaetothyriales, Herpotrichiellaceae. Gene Ontology annotation, molecular function: amino acid transmembrane transporter activity. Gene Ontology annotation, cellular component: vacuolar membrane. The transcript has a single exon. Bases 1 to 1419 code for a protein of 472 amino acids. Gene Ontology annotation, biological process: amino acid transmembrane transport. The record is from RefSeq and is a predicted model, not a curated record.
AUGGCGGAUCCGAAUUACAAGGACGAAGAAAAGAACGGCAGCGACGAUGUCUCGGCUGUCGAACCCAGGCGUAGACGCUCGAUCGAUAUCAUUCACGCGCUGGUGGUCGAAGAUCACGCUCACGAAAUCAAACUGCGGACCAUGUCCUGGCAAAAGGCCGCCUGGCUGCUCGCUGGCGAUCAGGUCUGCCUCGCCAUCAUGGCCCAAACAUGGUCCCUGUCCGUCCUCGGUUGGGUUCCUGGCAUCAUCACCAUGGUCGCCUCGGGAGUCCUUUUCUGGAUUACUUCGAUCACCAUGCACAAGUACAUCAUGAAGUACCCUGAAAUCAUGAACAUCUGUGACUUUGGAUACUACAUCUUCGGCAAGUCCCGAGCCGCCUAUGCCUUCAGUGGCUUCAUGCUGCUUGCCAACAACAUCAUCCUGAUCGGCUUCCACAUCCUCACUGGCGCCAAAAUCAUCAACACCCUGUCGGACCACUCGCAGUGCACCGUGGUCUUCUCUGUCAUCGUCACGCUGAUGGGCGUCGUCAUGUCGGCGCCCCGUACUCUUCGCCACGUGUCGUUCAUGUCCAUGUUCUCGGCUUUCUGCAUGGGCAUCGCCAUUCUUCUUUUCCUCAUCUUUGCCGGUAUCGAGGACGCCCCCGGGUAUGGCUACAACGGCAGCUACCCCACCGACGGACCUGUGAGAACUUACGCAUUUCCCCUGUCCGGGACGACUUGGAUCAACUGUCUCAAUGCCGUGCUCAACAUCACAUUCUUAUGGGUUCCACAAAUCCUCUUCCCGACGUUCAUCGCUGAGAUGGAACGACCACAGGAUUUCCCAAAGUCUCUCGCCGUCCUCACAGCCAUCUCUGCCUUCCUCUUCAUCUGCCCUCCGGCGAUCGGGUUUCACUACUUGGGUCAAUACUCGACCGCACCGGCGUUUGGAUCCCUCGGACCUCUCACGUACAGGAAGGGCAGCUUCGCCUUCGUGAUUGUUCCGACGCUCGUGAUCGGGGUCAUCUACGCCAAUGUCACGGCCAAAUUCAUCUAUACUCAUAUCUUGGGAACGUCACGACACGCGCACAGCAACACCGUGAUUGGAUGGAGUGUAUGGAUCUUGGUCAUGGCCGGCAUCUGGUUUCUCGGCUUCAUCUUUGCCGAGGUCGUCCCUAGCAUGGGUGACUUUUUGUCUCUGUUGGGUGCCGCCUUUGACUCGUUCUUCGGAUUCAUCUACUUCGCCAUCGCGUAUUGGCUGUUGUACAAGGGCAAACUGUUUGCCGGUCCCUUCAGGUCGAUCAUGACUGCGAUCCACGCUUUUGUGAUGGUUGUGGGUCUCUUCUUGCUCGGCCCCGGUCUUUACGCUGCAGUCAAGGCCAUCAUUGCGGAUUACUCUGGAAGUACGACGCCGGCUUUCAGCUGUGCCAAUCUGUCCAUCUAG